AGCUGGAAAAAAGGGGGGGGCGGGAAUGCCGUGGGAAAUUGCACGCGGGCAUCCCCAGUCAAGGAAUACAAACGGACAGGUCGUGAAGCGACCAACCGUUUGCGCAGCGAAAGAAACGCUGCAUCGUGUAAAUCACAGUUUGUACCGUGGAAACCCCAGGAAGGAAAGUUUACACGCGCAUAACUCGAGAACAGAUAGAAUCUGUACGAAAUAGGUGAUCCAGGAAGGACAGAGUAACCGUAGCAAGAUGAAUCAAGCCCAGUUGGAAGCCCAUAUAGUGGACUUGGAGUACGGUUUGGAGGCGACACUUGGUCUGCUGGCAGCGGCGUUGGGGAGCAAGUUCGCAGCGGUGGAGAGUACCUACUCCCAGUGGCGCAAACGGUUGCCGCUCGGCAACCUCAGCGAUGAGCAUCGAGCCAUGUUCAUGGAGAAACUCGGCGUGACUGAGAUGCAGUUGGCAGAACUGGAAGGCAAGUUCAAGCUUGCCAAUCCCAAGUACAACGAGACGGACCCGCGGUACAACCGCACGGAGGCCGUGAAGGUGGUCACAGGCUGCCUGUUGCAGGCGACGAGCGGCAGCAAACGUGAGGCGAAAGCGGCCUUCCAGCCUAAACGCGUUACGCGUCGUCGCAACGACAAACCGUAA
Seminavis robusta is the source of this 646-nucleotide messenger RNA. The record is from the annotation of a GenBank genome assembly. NCBI's taxonomy places the organism in Eukaryota, Bacillariophyta, Bacillariophyceae, Naviculales, Naviculaceae.